AUGUUUUCCGUACAAGAGAUCGAAUUUUAUCGCGAAGUAUUCGACGAGUGCGACAAGGAAGGCAUUGGUGAACUACUCCCUGAGUCUGUAGAAACGCUGUUCCAAGAUCGCGAUACAGAUCUGCAAAUUCAAAAACUGCGGAAAAGCAUCAAGAAAGAACAGAGAGAUGGGAAAAUAAGCUUCAACGCCUUCCUGACGAUCAUCCAGAUGGACCCGAGGUUGCGCAGGAUUUUAGCACAGCACGCGAUUCAUCUCCUACCCAAGGUGAAGAUAAAUCAGCUACACAAGAUGUUCGAUGUCUUAGACGAAGACGGAAAUGGUACGAUAGACAUGUCAGAGCUUUCGCACGUCAUCGAAUCUCUGGGCAGAAAACACUCUGUAGAAGAAAUACGCGCGCUGCUCAAAGAGAUCGGCAAACAAGGUGACGACAUGGUGGUCACGUUUGAGGAGUUUGUUUCGAUCAUGAGCUCC
This is a messenger RNA of Guillardia theta CCMP2712, 471 nucleotides long. RefSeq lists its product as hypothetical. Gene Ontology annotation, molecular function: calcium ion binding. The annotation marks the transcript as partial. The transcript has a single exon. Lineage: Eukaryota; Cryptophyceae; Pyrenomonadales; Geminigeraceae. The record is from RefSeq and is a predicted model, not a curated record.